AUGUCCGAUUUGGAAGUGUUGAACAUUUUUAAUCGUUUUUUGGUGUCCUGUAUUCGCUUCAAAGUUGUCAACGGUGCUCCGGUUGUUUAUUACGAUGACGUGGUUAAAAAUUUCAUUGUACCUGCUGCGAUAUCCUGUGUUACCGGAUAUGCUGGAAUUAUGAUAGUUCGCCUGAAUUUUGACGUAUUUAAGAAUAAUCUAAUUCAUUUGAUCACUAUCUUACGCUAUGAACUUCAAAAAGGUUUUUAUACGCGAAUCUUGCUAACUUGUGCGAUUUUCGUCGAGUUCCACUUUUUUAUACAACUUUUAUUCGUGCAAGGUUUUGGAGAAAUGAUCGUACAUCGAUAUAGUAUUCUAAGCAAUAUUGUCCAGCAACAAUCGACCAAAUCUGAGCACCUGGUGCGAAAAGUUCUGUGGCGAUGCUCGAGACUUUUUGAUCUGUUGGUGAAAGUUAGGCAACAACUAUCCGAUAUUUUCGGGCUUUGUUUCAUGUUAUCGACGCUGAUUAUGUUUUUCAACUGUGCAAUAAUAUUUUACACGACAGCACUUCUUAUCGAAGAACAUGGUCUACAUAUGACGUUUUUCUUGAAUACACUGAACUUGAUUCCCACGAGCAUACUUUUCUUCGGCCAGACCUACACCUUCGAGCGUGUCAUCGUUGAGAUCCCCUGCAACCUGUUUUUCGCGGCCAAGGAUGAUUUCAGCGUUCCGGAGCAUGUCCACACUCAGAAGGUGUCCAAAUUGGCUAAUGAAUUUCUGGUUUGGCAAAUCAUCUGCACGUGCGGAAAGCGGAGUGCACGUUUCGUGAUCCAGGACACGUUGAACGGACCAUGA
Messenger RNA from Uranotaenia lowii, 834 nucleotides. RefSeq lists its product as uncharacterized. Lineage: Eukaryota; Metazoa; Arthropoda; Insecta; Diptera; Culicidae. The coding region runs from base 1 to 834 and encodes 277 amino acids. The transcript has 3 exons. The record is from RefSeq and is a predicted model, not a curated record.